CCACCCGCAGGCCCCCCCAGGAUGGCGGACAAGGUGGUCCCACGGCAGGUGGCCCGGCUGGGCCGCACCGUGCGGCUGCAGUGCCCUGUGGAGGGGGAUCCACCACCAUUGACCAUGUGGACCAAGGACGGCCGCACCAUCCACAGCGGCUGGAGCCGCUUCCGCGUGCUCCCCCAGGGGCUGAAGGUGAAGCAGGUGGAGCGGGAGGAUGCCGGCGUGUACGUGUGCAAGGCCACCAACGGCUUUGGCAGCCUGAGCGUCAACUACACCCUUGUCGUGCUGGAUGACAUUAGCCCAGGGAAGGAGAGCCUGGGCCCCGACAGCUCCUCUGGGGGUCAAGAGGACCCCGCCAGCCAGCAGUGGGCACGACCACGCUUCACACAGCCCUCCAAGAUGAGGCGCCGGGUGAUUGCACGGCCUGUGGGCAGCUCCGUGCGGCUCAAGUGCGUGGCCAGUGGGCACCCUCGGCCCGACAUCACGUGGAUGAAGGACGACCAGGCCUUGACGCGCCCAGAGGCCGCCGAGCCCAGGAAGAAGAAGUGGACGCUGAGCCUGAAGAACCUGCGGCCGGAGGACAGCGGCAAAUACACCUGCCGUGUGUCGAACCGCGCGGGCGCCAUCAACGCCACCUACAAGGUGGAUGUGAUCCAGCGGACCCGCUCCAAGCCCGUGCUCACAGGCACGCACCCCGUGAAUACGACGGUGGACUUCGGGGGGACUACGUCCUUCCAGUGCAAGGUGCGCAGCGACGUGAAGCCGGUGAUCCAGUGGCUGAAGCGUGUGGAGUACGGUGCCGAGGGCCGCCACAACUCCACCAUUGAUGUGGGUGGCCAGAAGUUCGUGGUGCUGCCCACAGGCGACGUGUGGUCGCGGCCCGAUGGCUCCUACCUCAAUAAACUGCUCAUCACCCGCGCCCGCCAGGACGAUGCGGGCAUGUACAUCUGCCUGGGCGCCAACACCAUGGGCUACAGCUUCCGCAGCGCCUUCCUCACUGUGCUGCCAGACCCAAAACCACCAGGGCCACCUGUGGCCUCCUCGUCCUCGGCCACUAGCCUGCCAUGGCCCGUGGUCAUCGGCAUCCCGGCCGGCGCCGUCUUCAUCCUGGGCACCGUGCUCCUGUGGCUUUGCCAGGCCAAGAAGAAGCCAUGCACCCCCACUCCUGCCCCUCCCGUGCCUGGGCACCGCCAGCCAGGGACAGCCCGUGACCGCAGUGGAGACAAGGACCUUCCCACGUUGGCCGCCCUCAGCGCUGGCCCUGGUGUGGGGCUGUGUGAGGAGCAUGGGUCUCCGGCAGCCCCCCAGCACUUGCUGGGCCCAGGCCCAGUUGCUGGCCCCAAGUUGUACCCCAAAGUCUACACAGACAUCCACACACACACACAUACACACUCACACACACACUCACACGUGGAGGGCAAGGUCCACCAGCACAUCCACUAUCAGUGCUAGAUGACACUGCCUCUGCGGUGGGCGCAUGGGGCCAGCCAGACAGGCAGGCUGGGAGGAUGGAGGACAGUGCUGCAGACGAAGGCGGACCCAUGGUGAGGAGGAAUGGCCAGCACCCCGGGCGCUCUGUGUGAGGCAUAGCCCCUGGACACACACACACAGACACACACUGCCUGGAUGCAUGUAUACACACACAUGCGCACACACGCUGCCUGAACACAGGCACACGCAGACAUGCUCCCGGAACGCAUACGCAUGCAUGCACAUGCGCAGGCAUGCUGCCUGGACACACAGAUAUGCUGCUCAAACGCAUGCACAUGCACACAGACAUGCCAGAACAUACAUGGACAUGCUGCCUGAACACAUCACACAC
Messenger RNA from Mandrillus leucophaeus (drill), 1816 nucleotides. It is a transcript of the gene FGFRL1, whose product is annotated as fibroblast growth factor receptor-like 1. Lineage: Eukaryota; Metazoa; Chordata; Mammalia; Primates; Cercopithecidae. Gene Ontology annotation, cellular component: plasma membrane. Gene Ontology annotation, molecular function: fibroblast growth factor binding; fibroblast growth factor receptor activity. The coding region runs from base 22 to 1446 and encodes 474 amino acids. The record is from RefSeq and is a predicted model, not a curated record. The transcript is spliced from 5 exons.